Brugia pahangi is the source of this 1893-nucleotide messenger RNA. Lineage: Eukaryota; Metazoa; Nematoda; Chromadorea; Rhabditida; Onchocercidae. The record is from the annotation of a GenBank genome assembly.
AUGGAGAAAAAUAAACGAUUAAUAAGUUCAAUGGAAAAGAUGAAGCUAAUGAGUAAGUGGAAAACAAAUGGAAUAUUGUCUAAUUUACGGAACGAAGAAUCAUCAAGUCAUGAAGAGAUUAAUUUAGAUUUACCAAAAAAGAAAGUUAAGAAUGGUUCGCGUAAAAAAACAAUCGGAAAAUCGGGUGAAAAAAUUGGGAAACAAAUAGAUCAAAAAAUAGCUGAGAUUUCUGAGAAGCACCUCGAUUCCAAAGAAUCCAGUUCUUUUUCCGAAGAGCAUAUGACAGGAAAUCUUGGCUUCAGAGAAGCAAUUCGAAAGAUUUCUGGCUCAAGAGAUUUUUCAAAAGAGAUUUCAAACUUUAAGGAAUACACAAAGGAAAGUCAAAAUGGACACACGAAAAGCGAACCAAAGGAAUCUAAGUAUAUUAUUAGCUCAAGAAGCUUAGGAAGUACAGAAGGAAUAGAAGAUGAAUCAAUUAAAUUCGACAAAAAGAAAGAGCACACUGUGAGCGAAGUAAUUCAGACAAAGAAAAAAGCAUCAAAACGAAAACCGAGACCUUACUAUUACAAUGAUUUGUUGGAUGGAAUUCCAGAAAGUCUUCGAAGUACGAACGACGAUUCAUCACAGAGAUCAUAUCCCUAUAGUAGGACAAUUCCGCCAAAUCUAAGAGAGAUGAAACUGACAACGCCAAUUAGACAAAAAACACCGCGUCCUUUUUACUACAAUGAACUAUUGGAUGGUGUAACGGAAAGUCUCAUAAACUUAGAGGAACCAAAAACUUUUGGAGUAAAAGAUUUUAAUCUUCCAUUGAUACAAUCACAAUCUCAAACAGAAGAGCUAUCCAGAGAUAGUCGAACUGUUGAUGAUGAAUCGAAGGAAAGCGAAAUAGAUUCAGCUCAGGGAAUGCCAACAGAAAUGGCUGAUAGAAAUAUUGCAAAGGAUGCAUUAAGUGCUCAAAAAUUAGUAAAAGGUGAAAAUGUGAUGGAUUUCACAUGCAAUUAUAUUUUCUCAAAGAAAGAUCUAGAAAGAGCAAUGAAAUUUGAACAUAAAUUUUUAUGGAAACAACAACAACAUAUUUCUAAUUUUUGCCAAAGUGAAGAAAUGAAUGACGGAAAGAAUCGAUCACCGACUGUAGUUAACUUUAAUGAAGGUGCUGUACAUUUGCUACCAACAUUAACAAAUGAUUCACGAUAUAUUCAUGCAUCACAAAUUAAUAUUCCGUAUGGCAAUUUUAUCAUCGCACAAGGUCCAACAAAACAAUCACUGAUUGAUUUCUUUCGGAUGCUAUGGCAAUGUCAUGUGCGACUAGUGAUUUGUUUGGAUCCACUUACUGAUCCAAUGACUUGUUAUCCAUAUUUCAGUUUUAAAAAACAACAAUUAGUUAAGGUAAGGGAAAGAUUUUCUCUUGAGACUCGAGAAAUUAUCGAUACACCUGUGGCAAAUUUAUUUGUUUAUGAAGCCGUGCUUACAAAUAUGGAAAGUAGAAAUGGUACAAAUAAACGAUGCAUUCAUAUUAUGCGAUAUGAUGAAUGGACAGAUGAAAAAGCAAUAUCAUCAGUGCUAUUAAUUAAAAUGAUUACUGUUAUGGAAGUAAUAAAUGAAAAAAGAAGAAAACCAAUUGUUGUUCAUGGUAGUUAUGGUAUUCGAAGGAGUGGUAUUUUUGUAAUUACCUCAUUGCUAAUGAGACAGAUCACGGAGACACAUCGUAUGUCAGUAUUGAAUGCAGCUAUAGCGGUGCGCAAAUGUCGUUACGGUGUUCUGCGAUUUUUGACAGAUUAUCGUUUAGUACUACAAACUGUUUUAUGUUAUGCAAAGCAAUGUAAUUUGAUUAAAAAUGAAAGAAAAUUUAUGUAUGCUAUAAAUAUUUUGAAAGGAAACGAUGAUUAUAUGUGA